Messenger RNA from Cooperia oncophora, 231 nucleotides. The record is from the annotation of a GenBank genome assembly. NCBI's taxonomy places the organism in Eukaryota, Metazoa, Nematoda, Chromadorea, Rhabditida, Trichostrongylidae.
AUGAAGGAAACUCGGCCGAGCCUCUACCAGGAGCUCCUAAAACGAGCUUUACUUGUGUCCAAGGAUAUUAAACAGAUCGAUUUGGACAUCAAUCGCACUUAUCGUGAUCAUUUGGCGUUCCGGAGGCGUUACGACGUGAAGCAGCAGUCAUUGUUAAAUGUUCUAGCUGCAUAUGCAAUGUAUAACACUGAAGUUGGAUACUGCCAAGGUACGGAUUUCCUUCAUUUAUAA